Messenger RNA from Anopheles bellator, 2455 nucleotides. Its product is annotated as insulin-like growth factor-binding protein complex acid labile subunit. The coding region runs from base 566 to 2290 and encodes 574 amino acids. The record is from RefSeq and is a predicted model, not a curated record. The transcript has 2 exons. Lineage: Eukaryota; Metazoa; Arthropoda; Insecta; Diptera; Culicidae. Gene Ontology annotation, molecular function: protein binding.
AGUAGCCGUGGGAAUAGCGACCUGAGUGAAGAACUCGCCACCCAUCCAGCCGAUCAUUGUGUAGUUUAGGUGGUACAGCUUCUGUCCAGAUUUAGCUGGCACCAACCGUGCGGUGCAUUCAGUCGCAACUUGGAUCUUGUUAAGGAUCGUGCUUGUGACGCGUGUGUGAAGAAUGUUUGAAUUCCCCCUGAGCCUGUGAUAGAUGACACAGCUGAUGUAAUCGAGCCGAGUUGCAGCAAGAUCAAGAUCUUCAACCAGUUUGAAGCCAGCGUAAACAUCCGUCAGCUAACCUUGGCGACAACGAAAGGCUUACGUGUUUGUGUGUGCGCGUGGUUGUUACUGGCACGCAAGGCGGUAGGACGAACCCGAUCCGGACGUGACGUCGCUUCGUCCGUAUCAUCAUAUCCGACGCACCCGAAAGGGCGGAGUCCACUUUUUUCCCCAGAUCACGUUCUCACGAACGAACCGAACGCAGGGGCAGCUGUGCAAAAUCAUCAUCACCGUCCAGGGGAUUUGUGACAAUCGGGUGGCCGUAAUUACGGUGUGCGCGACAAAUACCGACAAAAUGCAGCCGACAAGGUUCCUAUUCGUUGCGGCUCUUAUCUGGUUCGCCCCAGCACGCGGUGAUGAAUGCGUUAGCACGAAACGGGACAGACACCGGACGAUCAUGGAAGAGUUUCGUCACUCACCGAACUGGGAGGGCGUGCUGACGGAGGACACGCUCAAUCUGCAGAUCAACGAAACCGAGGUGGACCUGUCCCGGCAGGGCUUCAAGGAGGUCCACUGGCACCUGAGCAGCAUCGUGAACGAGGGUUACGAAAUCUACGAGCUCGACCUAUCCUUCAACAACCUGGAGCAGCUGAACGAGCUAACGUUUCUUAAGUUCUACUCCCUGGAGACGCUCAAUCUGUCCAACAACCGCAUCGAGUCGAUCAACAACCUCACGUUCGGCUCGUUGAUCCGCCUGGCCGAGCUCGAUCUGUCGUUCAAUCUGAUCCACACGCUCGAAAAGCAAGCGUUCGACCGACUGUACGGGCUCGAGUCGCUGAGCCUGCGCGAGAACUGUCUGGUCACGCUGGCCCCGCACCAGUUCUACUUCAACGAUCACCUCUCGUCGCUGCUGCUCGACCACAACCAGCUGUCGUUCUUGCCGCGCGUCCUCUUCGACACGAUCACGAUGGUGGACGAGCUGUACGAGCUGGACCUCUCGAACAACAACUUCCGCCGGAUGCCGUACAUCGACGCGAAGGAGAUCUCGCUGCUGAAGAUCGAAAACAAUCACAUCGAAACGCUCACGGUCAACAAAUCGUUCAACGUGCGCGUGCUGCAGAUGCAGAACAACAACAUCUACGAUGCGGACCUAUUCGCGUUCAACCGGGCCGAGCACAUCGACCUGUCGCACAACAACCUGGACAACAUCGUGGGCCUGCACGAGAUGACGCAGCUCGAGUAUCUGGACCUGUCGUCGAACAACGUGUCCCGGUUCGAUUACAACCUAAAGUACUCGAUCCGCAACAUUCCCGGGCUGGUGACGCUCCGGCUGCAGAACUGCAGCCUCACCGACCACAACAUCGAGGGCCUGCUGGCGUCCGAGUCGAUCCUCUACCUGGACCUGUCGCAGAACAACUUCGUGCGCCUGAAUGUGAGCCAUCUUUCGCGGCUCCGAACCCUGCAGUACCUCAGCCUGAACUUUAACUAUCUGCGCGAGCUGGUGAACUACGAGCGGAUGGGGCACGAGUUCCCGUAUCUGGAGCGCGUGUCGCUGUCCUUUAACCGCUGGAACUGCUCGUACUACGAUCGGCUCAAUGCGCACCUGAACCGCACGCAUAUCCGCUCGACGAGUGAUCCUCGCGAUUGCUACAUCAACGGAACACACGUGACCGAUUCGUACGUGACGGAUGUUUUUGAGCCCCCGUACACGAUGGUGCAGGUGAAACGGGACAUGGCGGUGCUGCGCAACCUGGGCCGCCACACGCUGUACUUCCUGCUGGCCAUGUUCACCAGCAUGAGGUCACAGUGGAACGUGUCCAUGGGCAACCAGCAGACGUACCGCCGCCAGAUGGGCUCCCUGGAGCACGACGUGGAUCGCCUGUUCGGCAUGGUUGUGUUCCUGGUGGCCGUGUUUGCCGUGGCCCUGUUCGUGGGGGUCGCGUGGGGCUGCCAGCGGUUGGUCCGCCGGUGGCAGCACGAUCGCUCGGUCAAGGUGGUGACGUACCAGAAGCGGGCCAACGAGUUCAGCAACGGUGUCACCGUGAACGAUGUGAUACGGGAUAAUGUGUCGGUUGCCUAGAGAGACAGGGCGUUGAGUUUAGUAUUUCGGCCACAAUCCUGAAGCUCUCCCGGCCCACCCACACACACACACACACACACAGGUGUAAGAUAGCGCAUUGCGAUGCCAAAGUUACCAAAUUUGAAAACUAAACCCGAGCCGUACUACCGUGUAAGUGAUAUUAUC